This is a messenger RNA of Pseudozyma hubeiensis SY62, 1008 nucleotides long. RefSeq lists its product as hypothetical. The record is from RefSeq and is a predicted model, not a curated record. The transcript has a single exon. Bases 1 to 1008 code for a protein of 335 amino acids. NCBI's taxonomy places the organism in Eukaryota, Fungi, Basidiomycota, Ustilaginomycetes, Ustilaginales, Ustilaginaceae.
AUGCAUCACAUGUUCAUCGACAUUAAACGUAUGGGUGCUAAGGCGCCCAAGCUUCUCAGCGACCUCUACCCGGACGAAAUCGACAUGUACCACGGUCUGUACCACCCGUAUCUCUACAUGAAAUCCGAUUCCCGUCCUUCCUCGUCUCAACAAAGUUUGACUACUCUGGACAACUGGUACCAAGGUCUUGACGAGCUUCAACGAUCCUCCGAUGUCAAAAAAGGCAUCCACGACAAACCCACGCUCAUCCGGCUCGUUCGAUGGAAACUUGCACGCGAGAAGUUUCGACCAACACUUCUCUCCCUCGUCUCGUCCAACUCUGUCGAGCAAUGUUCAGAUGUGCUCAAAAGAGCUGCUUCCUCGCUCUUCCCACGUGGCUCCUUAGCUCGGCUCGAGGAAGAAGCAGCCUGGAACACUGUCAAGCGAGCCAUGGACAUCCUAGUCGAACUCAAAGGUGUAGGUCCAGCAACUGCAAGCGCUAUCGUCGCAACCUGGAUUCCAGAAGGAAUGUUCCAGAGCGACGAACUAGCAAUGGCACUGAUGGGCGACAAGGUGAAGAUAAGCUACACCAUGGGCUUUUAUAAGAAGUUUUACAUGAAGGCAAUCAAAUUUUUGGCAAGGUUGGAGGGGACAAGGAUAUGGGAUGGACGCGGGUUGGAGAGGGUCGCUUGGGCGAUGUAUAAUGACCCGGAGAAGAAGGGAGCGGGUGUUGGGAAAGAGGCGGAGGAGGCAGCGGAUGGGAGUGCUAGCGCCGAGGUUGCAGAUGCGGCUGCAGAAGGCAAGGACCAGGGUGAAAGCAGUGAGAAGGGCAAACGGAAGGGAAAAGCAAAGACAAGUGCCAAGGAUGGAUCUCAAGGAAAGGCUCAGAAGGCCAACGACAAGACAGCCGGCACAGCAGGCAAAGGCAAAGGAAAGCGUACGGCUGCAGAACCGAGCACAGCGUCAGACGCGAACGUCGAGACCGGUUUGCAGAGGAGAACGUCGAAGCGCCUGCGCUCGAACAAGUGA